Molecule: messenger RNA, 2702 nt
Organism: Aphanomyces astaci
Lineage: Eukaryota; Oomycota; Saprolegniomycetes; Saprolegniales; Verrucalvaceae
Exons: 9
Coding region: 52-2667 (871 amino acids)
Biological process (GO): proteolysis
Molecular function (GO): metalloexopeptidase activity
Source: RefSeq, a predicted model, not a curated record
UUUGGUACCAAGUCAUUGACAGACAACCAAGUUGCUUGACGUCACGGCAACAUGCAAGACAGCACACUGCACCACCGUCGCAGCAAAGCUGCAGAAGACACUGCCUAUGGUCACAGCAGCAGCCUGCAUCUCCAUGACGAUGGCACCAGUCAAAGGAAGAGAGCGAAGGGUCACUUUGUACGGCUGUGGGUCGUACUCGCGUGGGUUGCUGGUCUCGUCGCCUUUACGUUUUGGCGACACCUGUGGCUUCCCAAGCCAAAGUCGUCGGACAUCCCAUUGCACGAGUUCUCGGAAGGUCGGGCGCGGGUAUUCCUGGAGGAGCUGCAGAGCAUCGAAGGGUUCCGCACCGUGGGCAGCAAGAGCAACGAGGAGCUGACUCCGGCGUGGCUCCUCGCGCAUCUCCACACCUUCCAGCAACGCUGUGUCGCGCCAUGUCAGCUGGACAUCGAAGUGCAGCGGCCGACGGGUGCAUUUGGCCUGGACUUCCUGUCGAAGUUCCAAAACGUAUAUGCGAACGUGACCAACAUCGUCGUGCGCGUGCAGCGGACGACCCUGGACGAGAGCUCUACCCCCGCGAUUCUCCUGUCUUCGCAUUACGACGCGGCCGUUGGUGCCGGCGCCGCGUCCGACGACGGAGUGAACAUCGCGAUCAUGCUGGAGCUGCUGCAGAACGUCGUGGCGUCGGAAACGAUGCUGCCAUCGCACAAUGCGCUCAUGUUCAACUUCAACGGCGCCGAAGAGACGAUGCUCCAGGCCGCCCACGGAUUCAUCACCCAGCACCCGUGGAAGGACCAAGUCGCGGCGUUCAUCAACCUCGAGGCGUCUGGCGCGGGCGGGCGGGAGCUGCUCUUCCAGACCGGCAGCGAUAUCCUGGCCAUGGCGUACGCUAGAGGCGCGCCGUACCCGCAUGCCAGCACCAUCGCCCAAGAAGUGUUUCAGUCGGGCGUGAUUCCAGGCGUGACCGACUACACCGUGUACUCGGAGCACGGCGAAGUCGCUGGCAUGGAUUUUGCGUUUAUUGCCAACGGGUACGUGUACCACACCCCCCUCGACGACAUCUCGCGGAUCCAGCAAGGGUCGAUCCAGCGGUUUGGCGAGAAUAUCCAGGGCACGCUGGCCGAGCUGUUCAAAGACCCCGCCGCCCUGCACACGAUCAACAGCAGCGUUCGCGCCCACAGACACGUCUUCUUCGACUUGUUCGGCGUUGUGACCGUCACGUACUCGGAGGCUGUGGGCGAGUGGGUCAACUACCUCGUGGUCGUGCUGGCGCUGGUGUACUGCGCCAUCUGGUCGCGGUUGCCGUGGGCGUCCAAGUGGCAGGGCGUGCUCCAGCUGAUCAAGAUGAAUGCAUUAGCAUUUACAUCGUCCAUGUCUAUGGCGGGGCUUCUCCUGGUGUUGGCCCCCAUGUCCUGGUAUGCUUCUCCUGUCACGCACCUCUGGGUGUUUAUCUUUCCGACAGUCGUGGGCUACUUGACUGUGUUUCCAUGUACAGAGACGUCGGCUGUGCAGUGGACGGAAAUGUUUGUGGAAGGACUUGCACUGCUUUGGAUGGCACUCAGUGUGCUGCUCAUGGCCGCCGGAGUGCAAAGCGCCUACUUGAGCAUCUCCUGGGUGCUGUUUCCGCUGUUUAGUUAUGCCCUAUUCCACGACAUUGCCACCACUCGUGCGUCGUCGAUUCAUGUCCCUUUUAAUAUACUAGGCACGACGUUGGCCCUGGUGGUCGGUCCUGCGAUUCCACUGGUAUACUUUCUUCAAGUGGACUUCAUGGUACUCCAAGUGUUCAUUCCGAUCAUGGGCCGAGUGGGCAACAUCUUGCCAGUGGACUGCAUCAUGGCCGUGCUCUUGUCUAUCCUGACCACGAUCACGCUGAGUGCCAUCACCCCCCUUUUAUGCCUCGUGCGUCCAUCUUCUUUGCAUGUGCUUCACAAAUACACGGUGCUUGGCUCGGUCGCCAGCGUCGUGGUCGCUAUACUCAGCAAUUCGUACUCGGCAGACUGCCCCAAGCGCCUGGGACUGAACCAUAUUUACCGCAACUUUUCCCAAUUGAACCUUCCGGAUGACUGGGGGAUGUGGAUCAACGCAUGUGAUUACCUGGGAUUGGAGCCACUGAGACCCGCGUUUGCAAGCAACUCAAAGUGGAGCCACCGACUCCAUGCCCCAGCGGGACCUGAGGCCCCCAUCACCAUCUUUGAUAACUUUCCCUGGUUUUACCCCAUUUCGCACAUCAUCCCCGUCAAGCACACGUGGUACCUGCCCGCCAACCCCCCCGAUGUCCAGACCAUCCCGACCUAUGUGGACGUCGUAUCCUCGUCAUAUGAUGACUCCACCGAUCGCCGUCAAAUUCACUUCCGCUUCAACGGACCAUCCCACGCAAAUUUGUACAUUGACGCCACCAACACGACCUUAACGGCCUGGUCGCUUGGCCAAGGUCGUGAUGGCGUCCCGCCUGCCGUGGACGAAUGCUAUAUUUUGCAGCUCGCGUCUGGCAGUGCCACGUCAUCGUUUCACUUUUGGAUCGAAGUGGAAUCGAACGCCACUUUGAACGUGGCGUACUGCGGGUUUUACCUGGAUUUAAUGACCGCCGACCUCGAGAAAACCAUCGACACGUUGCCACCGUGGGCCACGCAGUCCCACGCCGUGGCUUCUUGGGGCAUUUUGCAAGUGUAAUUAUAACCAAUAAAGCCCACACAUUUCGAAUGGUA